Messenger RNA from Vespa crabro (European hornet), 1570 nucleotides. It is a transcript of the gene OSCP1, whose product is annotated as protein OSCP1. The coding region runs from base 487 to 1563 and encodes 358 amino acids. Gene Ontology annotation, cellular component: cytoplasm; plasma membrane. Lineage: Eukaryota; Metazoa; Arthropoda; Insecta; Hymenoptera; Vespidae. The transcript has 4 exons. Gene Ontology annotation, biological process: transport. The record is from RefSeq and is a predicted model, not a curated record.
ACGAAUUUUUUUAUAUAAAACUGUUUAAAAUAUAGAUGAUAUUAGUUAUUAAAAUGAUAAACCUAGUGUAAAUAAGGCAAAGUAUUUUAGUGAUAUUUAAAAAAUGUAAUUUUUGUGGGAAAGUAAAAUCAGCCAAUCAGAUAACAGUUCUUUCUAUCAUACAUACGAUUAUGCAGCCGUAUUAUAUAAUUUAUCGCAAAUUAAAAAAUGAAAAUAUUUAUAAUAAUCCUAAUUUAAACGAUCGUUAAUCUAGAGUGAUUUUUUUUUAAUAACUUCGCAGUACUAAUGCAUUAAUUUUAAAUUACGAGCGGCUCAAAACGUAAAUAACAAAUGUUAUUCUCGACAAUCGUUCAUUAGUUGGCGCCAUAUAUCAUACAUGUAUUUAUGAAGUCGUUGUCAAGGUUACGUAUAAAUUGAUUAUCGUAACACAUCAUACUUUUGGCUACGUUGGAAUUUAUACGAAGUAUUUUAAUAAUUUUAAACAAAAUGUCAAUGCACGCAACACCGAUACUCUACUUAAACAUGGGUGGUGAAAUGCUGUAUGUUUUACGACAAAGACUGAAAGCUCAAAAGAUCGACGUCGACAAAACUGUGCAAGUAUUAAAUGAUGUAACUGCGGCUUUACUCAAUGUCACAGCACUUUCUUCAGUAUUUAAAAAAGGCCCAGUUAUAGCUGUAGCAUCAUUGCGUCCUACUUUAGAAUGUGCUGCUUUAUCCUCUAUCAUGAGAUUGGAUAAUAGUAGCAUGGACAAAUUAUUUGAUCUAAUGACGAUGAUGGUAAAAUAUCAAUUGAGUGUAGUUACCGGUCCAAGAGAAGUCAUUCUUCUUACAUUAAAUCAUAUAGAUGCAAUGCGUGACAUGGUUAGCAAUGCAACUGGACAAGAAUGUGUUGCAUUGGUACAUCAGAUGGUUGUUGAUUUUUAUAGUGAUUUAACUUUUGACGAAGUCUGGAAAACAAGAUAUGAUUGCCUUCAAGAAUUAGAACCAUAUCGUGUGAGGGUUUCUAUUCUUUUGAGACUUGGUUUACAGAAUGAAGAUACUAGUUUUAAUUUAACAUUACAUAAGUAUAAUGAAAAGUAUGAAGAACAUAGACAUACAUUAGCCAAUCAAAAAAUAAAAGAUGUAGACCUCAAUCAGAAUUGUAGAGGUUCCUUCCAACUUUUUGGCGAUCGCGAAACAUUAUUGGGAAGAAAUAUAUACUCCUCUACAUAUGGAAUGACAGAAAGAUUAAAGCCAAAGCAACAUGAUUCGAACUUCCUAAAAGACUGUGGCACUAAAGCAGAACUUGGAAUGUUAGCUACUCAAUUAGGAACAGAAGAGACUUAUGAAAGACCUUUUACUUUAAAUUUAUUUUCCAAUGAAGAAGAAAAUUCAAAUAAUAAAAAUAAGUGUAAUAUUGAUAAAAAUAACUUUGAAAAGAAAGAAUUAGAAGUUGAGAAAACAAAGAUAAAUGAAGAGUAUAAAAAUAAGCUUGAUAAUGUUUAUGCAGAUUUUCGUGAAAAUGAACAGGAGAAAGUGGCACGCAAUAUGGAUCUACUUGAUUUACUUGAUGAAAUCGAAUAACGUACUA